AUGUUUGACGACUCUGUCCUUCUGGAGCACGAAACCAACAGCAGCCGUGUACUGUCGCCCACCAGCGAACACUACCUGGGCGCCACGCCGAGCACCGUGGAGAUUGAGCAUAACUCUAAUCAGAUCUCCAACCUGUCUGCGUCGUUCACCGCCUCAGGACGGCACAACCCCGAUGCUCCGCCAUCCAGUAAAUUCGAGUCACUUGACUACGAUCAGUGCGAAAAUAUGCUUCAAGUUGAGGAAGAGAUUAUGAGUAAACGAAAUGGUCUCGAUAAGAAUUUGGAGUUCACCCGAUGGAUCGUCAUCUGUAUGAUUGGCAUUCUUACCGGGCUUACUGCCUGCUUCAUUUUGUUUUCCGUGGAAGAGUUGACCAAGUUCAAGUAUACUAAAAUUAUGUACCUUUUCGAAGGCAUCGACGCUGAUCCCAACUUUUGGACGCUUAUGAAGCCUUACCUCGUGUGGCUGCUUUCAAACGGCUUUCCAACGCUGUUGGGCUCCGUUCUUGUUACUUACAUGGCGCCUGUGGCUGCAGGGUCAGGCAUUCCGGUCAUCAAGUGCUACUUAAACGGUGUUAAAGUUCCUGAAGUGGUGCGCAUCAAGACGUACUUUGCCAAGGCAAUCGGCGUCAUCGGCUCAGUGACGGGUGGUUUGGCCUGCGGCAAAGAGGGGCCGAUGAUUCACUGUGGUGCUUCCAUUGCCGCCGGAAUCAGUCAGGGGAAAAGCACCACCUUUGGGUGGGACUUUCAGCGACUAGUCGGCUUGACUCGUUUUAGGGAGGACCACGAAAAGCGAGACUUUGUUAGUGCCGGUGCUGCCGCCGGAGUGUCUGCCGCCUUUGGAGCUCCCCUUGGAGGCGUGCUGUUUGCGCUGGAAGAAGGCGCCAGCUUCUGGAACCAGCAGCUAGUCGUGCGAAUCUUUUUUUGCUCACUCAUCAGCUCCUUCUCGCUCAACUUUAUCGUCUCGGUGGUCAGCGGGCAAAAGCUGGGCGCCUCGGGUCUGCUCAACUUUGGCAAGUUUCAGGACAUUGACUACAGCUGGUUCGAGAUGCCCAUCUAUGCGGCGAUGGGCGCUUUCGGGGGCUUGACGGGAGCGGCGUGGAACUACUUAAAUAUGAAAAUUACCAUCUUACGAAUGAGGUAUCUGAGGAGUAGUUGGUCAAAGGUGGCGGAAGCAGUGGUUGCCUCGCUGCUCACUGCGAGCAUUGGCUUUCUCAUGAUUAUCCUGCUGGGUGAUUGCUACUCGCUGAAAACCGAAGAGACUGAAUAUCCAGUUGGCUACGGCUGUCCUAAAGGACAGCACAAUGUGAUGGCUGCGCUGUGGUUCAAUACACCCGAGGCGACACUGCGCAAUCUGUUCCACAACAAGGACGGCACUUGGACGGCUCAGACGUUGUGCAUUUUUGUGGGAACAUACUUUUUUGUUUCCUGCGUUACUUACGGUCUCUACGUUUCUGCUGGCCUCUUCAUUCCUGGCCUUCUUCUCGGCGCCGCCUGGGGCCGCCUCUUUGGCCUGGUUCUCAGUCAUCUCUUUACAGAACAGGCGUGGAUCUGCCCGGGAAAAUUUGCACUGAUUGGAGCUAGCGCUAGUCUGGGUGGCAUUGUCCGCAUGACCAUCUCCCUCACUGUGAUCAUCAUCGAAACGACGGGAAACCUCAGCUUUGGCCUGCCGAUCAUGAUCACGGUGAUCAUCGCCAAGUGGGUCGGCGACCUGUUCACCGAAUCAGUCUACGACAUUCACAUUGAACUGUCGAGAGUGCCCUUUCUAAGCUGGGAGCCACCGACAAACUCUGCACGAGUGUACGCCUCUGAGGUGAUGCACAAACCGGUGGUCAGCUUGAAGACGACUGAGACGGUGAAGACGCUGCUGAAUGUGCUCAUCAACACUACGCACAAUGGAUUUCCAGUCGUCGAUGCGGAGAGCAGCUUCAGCCAUGUGCGCACUUACGGGCGGUACAGGGGACUCAUCUUGAGAUCUCAACUUCUGGUCAUGCUAAAGGCGAAAAUCUUCAACGAGUACAGCCUCGAGUCUCCGUGGAGAAACAUGUACUCGCUGUUUCGCAACUCCUACCCUCGAAUGCCCGAACUGCGGCUGAUUCUCGCCGAGCUGGAGGAUCACGAGUUGGAGUACACACUGGAUUUGCGACCUGUGAUGAAUCCGAGCGCCUACACCGUCUGCCACGCAGCUAGCUACAAUCGCAUAUUUCGACUGUUUCGCGCACUGGGCCUGAGACAUAUUGUCGUGCUCAAUGACUACAAUGAGGUGGUGGGCAUUGUCACGAGGAAGGACCUGGUUAUCCACAAUAGUGGCUCACACUGA
Molecule: messenger RNA, 2316 nt
Organism: Rhagoletis zephyria (snowberry fruit fly)
Lineage: Eukaryota; Metazoa; Arthropoda; Insecta; Diptera; Tephritidae
Source: RefSeq, a predicted model, not a curated record